Messenger RNA from Cladophialophora yegresii CBS 114405, 1536 nucleotides. RefSeq lists its product as uncharacterized. The transcript has a single exon. The record is from RefSeq and is a predicted model, not a curated record. Gene Ontology annotation, molecular function: protein binding. Gene Ontology annotation, biological process: protein polyubiquitination; proteasome-mediated ubiquitin-dependent protein catabolic process; transcription-coupled nucleotide-excision repair. Gene Ontology annotation, cellular component: nucleotide-excision repair complex; Cul4A-RING E3 ubiquitin ligase complex. Bases 1 to 1536 code for a protein of 511 amino acids. Lineage: Eukaryota; Fungi; Ascomycota; Eurotiomycetes; Chaetothyriales; Herpotrichiellaceae.
AUGAAUCAAUUCCGGUUGGGCCAGUCACUCGGCACGGUCUCAUCAGCGUCAUUCCGAAGAAGUCAUAAUGAGACACUGAUUGACAGCCUUGCUCAUCAGAAGAGUACCACGUUCGCGUGGGCCAGGACCCAAGCCGGCGAAGAUGAACAGGAUGUGGCAUCCGGGAGCAAGAGGCUACCUCCGUACAUUUCCCAUCAAGCAGGUGUAAAUUGCCUUGCCAUCGAUAACAUCGAGGGGCAUUACUUGUUCUCGGGAGGAGCCGAUUCCGCCAUUCGGCUCUGGGAUCUUGAGGAGCACGUUCAGGACCAAUCUUCAGGACCGUCAACGAUAACUAAAUACACUCCCAAGGCGACACUUACCAAAGCCACUCUAGACUCACACACCCACGCCUUGACGUCCCUCUCCAUCUACCCAUUCGACCCCACCCCCUCGACCCUCCUGUCAACCUCCUACGACAAAACGCUAAAAGUCCAUAGUAUAAGUCCCUCCUCGAUAACACCCAUUCACACUUUCCAACUCGACUUCACGCCCCACAGCCAUUCCAUCUCUCCUCUUCCCAGCUCUCCUCCCCUGAUCGCGGUCGGCACAGCUCACCCUGCCAUCCGCCUACUAGACCUCCGGUCAGGUCUGAGCACUCAUAGUCUGACCGGGCCUAAUGGCGCUGUAUACACCACAGCCUGGUCGCCCAAGGUCUCCCACAUCCUCGCCUCCGGCUCCACGGAUGGAAAGGUCUUCUUUUUCGAUGUCCGGCGGGCAAAUGCGGCGUUUGCAUCCCUAGAUCUCGACGACGCAAUUGGCGUGAUCGGCACAUCCUCGACCAAUGGGUUCGGUGCUCGGAAGGAUUUACUUGAUUUUAAUGCCGUGGCACACAACGGUCCCGUCACAUCGGUUCAGUGGAAUGCGUUAGGUGACAAAAUCAUUACAAGCGGCCAUGACCAACGUAUUCGUGUCUGGGACGCCGCUUCUGGCAGAAACGACUUGGUUCACUUUGGCCCACGAAUCCGAAAUGAACGACAAGGAGAAUCGAGACCUCUGAUUUCACCAGGAGCAUUUCAUCGUCCGGGACAGGAAACUCUCUGGUGGCCGAACGAUGAUGGCAAGGGGAUGAUCUUCCAGCACCACUUACGAGAAGGCCAGCUACUGAAGAUUCUGAGGGCCGAGGGUGUGCAAAUUGGGGAUGUGCAGCAGAAAGUAAAACGGAGCAGGGCUGGAGGAUCGAAUUUAGGUCGACCAACCGGUGGAGGCAGGAUUAAUGGCAUGGUUUGGCGAACUAAUGCUCCGACAGGCGAAGGAGUCGAGAUGUACACCGCGCAUGGCGACGGCAGGAUUUGUGCGUGGUUGCCUUCGUUUACAACUGAGGACGGCCAUGAUGCUGAAGACGAAGGAAAAGACAAGUCAGCGCACCCAGAGAUCAAUGAAGGGGCAAGCACCACGGUUGUUGUCGUUAAUGAGGCCGAGCAAAAAAGAAAACGCAAGAGAGACAUGCUUGAAGACAUGCUAGGCGGCCUCUCGAAACAGGCUCUGAGGCUUGGUUGA